CCACUACCUUAGCCAUUAUAAAAAAUCUCUAAUUUACAAAAAAAAAAAAAAAGGUGGACUUCCAUUUAAAUUCCUAGCUCCUACCCCAAAUUCAAGAAUCUAAAAAAUUCCUUAAAUUGACCGAAGCUCAUAUUACCAUUCCCAGAAACAUCGAAACAAGGCAAAAAGAAAAAUGUGGCGUAUGCUGGUGGUUUUGAGACGAAAUCUGCGGAACAUGAAGAAAAGUCCUCGAGUAGCGGAUGAAAGCAUGUAUGGAGGAGGGAAUAACAAUAAUGAUGUUAAUGGAGGUGGUGACACGUCUCGUGGUAUUUCUGGGAUUGGCAGCGUUGUUAGAGCUCCUUUCUCUUUGGUUUCUUGCUUCUCUCAGCCACAUGUUAAUGGACAUGGGGCUGAUGGAGUUUGGGUGUCCACUGACUUUGCUCAAAUAUCAGAGAUGAAUCAUUUUAUGGUCAGAGAUAGUAUGCGCUAUGCAAUCUUGAUGUAAUCAAACCAAAAAAACUAGACAAGGAUGUAAUGUAAGUACUAAAUCAUAGAUUUGUUUUCUUUGGUUUAUGGGGCUAUUAAUUAUUGCUUUCAUUAA
Messenger RNA from Gossypium raimondii (Peruvian cotton), 580 nucleotides. RefSeq lists its product as uncharacterized. The transcript has a single exon. Bases 173 to 484 code for a protein of 103 amino acids. The record is from RefSeq and is a predicted model, not a curated record. Lineage: Eukaryota; Viridiplantae; Streptophyta; Magnoliopsida; Malvales; Malvaceae.